AUGGCGUCGCCUCAGCACCUGCGUCCGCCUCCCGCUCCGGCCCAGCCGCCCCCGCCGGGCCUGCUGCUGCUGCCCCCGCCGCCCUCGCCCUCGCCGCCGCCCCUGUCCGGCCCCCCGCGCGCGCCCCCGCGGGGCUCGCCGCCGCCGCCGGGCGGGCCGGGGGGCGCGGUGCUGCGCGUGCCCGCGCUGUGCGUGGCGUGGUACGCGCUGAGCGCGGGCGGGAACGUGGUGAACAAGGUGCUGCUGGGCGCGUUCCCGCGGCCCGUGACCGUGUCGCUGUGCCACGUGCUGGGGCUGGUGGCGCUGCUGCCCCCCUUGCUGCGCGCCUGGCGCGUGCCCGCCGCCAGCCCCGCCCAGCUGCCCCCGCGCGCGUACCCGCGCCUCAUCCUGCCCCUGGCCUUCGGCAAGUACCUGGCCUCCGUCUCGGCCCACGUCUCCCUCUGGCGCGUGCCCGUCUCCUACGCCCACACCGUUAAAGCCACGAUGCCAAUCUGGGUAGUUCUGCUGUCCAGGAUCAUCAUGAAGGAGAAGCAGACGACCAAGGUGUACUUAUCCCUCAUCCCCAUCAUUGGCGGCGUCCUGCUGGCCACAGUGACGGAGCUCUCCUUCGACACGUGGGGACUCGUCAGCGCUCUGGCGGCCACCCUCUGCUUCUCGCUCCAGAACAUUUUCUCCAAGAAGGUCCUGAGAGAUUCUCGGAUCCACCACUUGCGGCUGCUGAACAUCCUUGGGUGCCACGCCGUGUUUUUCAUGAUCCCGACCUGGGUCCUGGUUGACCUCUCUUCCUUCCUCGUGGAGAACGACUUGAGUUCGAUGGCUCACUGGCCCUGGACCAUCCUGCUCUUGGCCAUCAGCGGCUUCUGCAACUUCGCCCAGAACGUCAUCGCCUUCAGCAUCCUGAACCUCAUCAGCCCGCUGAGCUACUCCGUGGCCAACGCUACCAAGAGGAUCAUGGUCAUCAGCGUCUCCUUGGUCAUGCUGCGCAACCCCGUCACCACCACCAACGUGCUGGGCAUGAUGACGGCCAUCCUGGGCGUCUUCCUGUACAACAAGACCAAGUACGACGCCAGUCAGGAAGCCAAGAAGCAGCUGCUUCCCGUCACGGCGGGGGAUCUGGCCCACCUGGAGCGGCACCGGGGCGCCCCGGAGAAGUCUCCCAACGGACUCGCCUCCUUUGCUCACCACGGCGACUUCCAUUACGGGGCCAGGGGCAGCCCGGGCCUGGAUCAUUUCCAGUACAGCCGGCAGAACUACCCCGCCAUGUACAGCUCCAGCCGCUACGACAUCUAGGAGGGGCGGGGGCCCCGUUCUUGGCCGUCCGGCACGGGCUGUUAAUGCGGGACUACUCCCCCACCCCGCUGAGACUCCCGAGGAGCAGCCGGGCGCCGCCGGAAGGAGGACGGCCCGAGAGAACGCAGGGCCCUGGGCGUGCUGAGCGGCGCUCCGCCCGUGAAAGCGACUGCCGGGCUGGGUGGCGCAGCUGAGGGGGUGCCCCUGCCGGGCCGCUCAAGCCGCUGUAGCGGCUGGUUGCCUGUGGCCAGUAUUUUCUCUCCCUCAUCCCUCCCGUUCCCCCUCCCCUUUGAGAUUGCACUUUUGCCUUCCUGCUUUUGCGUUAAGCUAAACGGUUGCUUUCAAAGUGCAACCAGGAGCGGCGUUUUCUCUGCCUCCCUCCUCCGCCCCUGCCUCUGUUUCCUUGGGGAGGGGGAGGAGGAGGCGGCCGUUGUAUUCCGUAGCACUUGUGAGGUUUUGCGUGGGGGUGGGGGUGGGCGGAGCGGCUGCUUGUCCCUUGCUCCGGUUCCUGACGCUGCGUGUUGUUCUAGGCUCGGGACGGAGCGCGAACUUGUUUGAAAGACAAUAAUAAUCACGUACCCAGAAGGGUUUUGCUGCCGGUAAUCUUCCUGCCCCUCCGGCCCCAUUUGAAUCAUGAGGCGUAGAAAGCGUUAGGAGCUCUUCUCCCACCCCGGGGGGUUAAGCAGGCGCACGCUUGGCGGCCCAGGGAUUCGGCUGGCGCUGCGCUCGCUGCAAGGAGCGGAGUCUGCGAAGAACAUUGUGAUGCUGGGGGGACCUCAGGGGUGGGGAGCUUCUUGAACAUCAGAAA
This is a messenger RNA of Elgaria multicarinata webbii, 2098 nucleotides long. RefSeq names its product solute carrier family 35 member E1 (gene SLC35E1). Gene Ontology annotation, molecular function: antiporter activity. Bases 1 to 1290 code for a protein of 429 amino acids. Lineage: Eukaryota; Metazoa; Chordata; Lepidosauria; Squamata; Anguidae. Gene Ontology annotation, cellular component: Golgi apparatus. The transcript is spliced from 6 exons. The record is from RefSeq and is a predicted model, not a curated record.